GUUAGCGUCUCCUAAGUUUAGUCGCACCGGAAUGUGGGUGAAAAUUGCUGAAAUAAUACUAUUUCAUAUUGUAUUUCUCCUCAUUAACAUUUCACCAGUAACCUGCCACGUUCCGAGCUACGCGUCGACUCCAUCGAAUAAAAUAGAACAAUUUUGUCAAUUGUCAGAAGCUUGUAUACAUGAUACGAUAGCAGUCUGCGGCAAGAUGGGUGAAGAACAAAGAACCUUCUUGGACCUUUGUGACCUGCUGGAGUACGCCUGUGAUCACAACCAAAUUUUCUCCCAUGUCGACGACAUGCCAGGUUGUCCAGAAGUCGAGGAAGAUGACUAUUAUAUACGAAGAAAGUCCUAAGAAGUACUUAUCCAAGAAUAAAAUGUCAUCAGAUUUACUCCUUUCAGACUGAUCAUUAAAGAUAUCAUUCGUUGUUUUUUUUUACUUCUACGUAAAUCGUGUAGAAUCUAGAAAAUUUCUUUGACAUUAAAUGAAAUAAGUGAAAAUUCCAAA
Molecule: messenger RNA, 505 nt
Organism: Trichoplusia ni (cabbage looper)
Lineage: Eukaryota; Metazoa; Arthropoda; Insecta; Lepidoptera; Noctuidae
Exons: 4
Coding region: 32-352 (106 amino acids)
Source: RefSeq, a predicted model, not a curated record